Molecule: messenger RNA, 404 nt
Organism: Symbiodinium pilosum
Lineage: Eukaryota; Dinophyceae; Suessiales; Symbiodiniaceae
Source: the annotation of a GenBank genome assembly
AUGUCCCAGUCCUUUCGAAACGUCGUAAGCCAGGUUAAGCUCUUCCUAGACAUCGCAAAGGACAUGCAUGGAGCCCUAGAGUCUGAGGAUGCGCAUGCCUUGCACAACUUGACUUUGGACUUUCAAGACUCCAGCAUGCAUGGCAUGGAGAGGGAGGCUGACGCCAUUCAGGCGGCCGUUAAUGCCGCGCAACGUCAUCUAGAGGGGGGAGAGCUUCAGCGCGUGCAAGAGAUAGCAGAGAGCAUCGCCAAGAAAGCCAGGCGAUUCAGAAAUUACUAUGUGGAGCUACGGCCCAAGUUGGACAGGCUACGUGCAAAAAUGGAGGCCAUUGCCACCAAGUGCCUGGAUGCUGAGAAGUCGUCAGAGAAGCUGAUCAAGGAAACCAGCAAGAAGCGGGACUUUUG